Molecule: messenger RNA, 5509 nt
Organism: Arachis ipaensis
Lineage: Eukaryota; Viridiplantae; Streptophyta; Magnoliopsida; Fabales; Fabaceae
Source: RefSeq, a predicted model, not a curated record
UAUUCAUUGCGGUUCUCUCCAUUUCUUCCAGGUUCCAGCAGCUUGACGUUUUCUGGUGACAAGGAUGUUUUCUGGUGACGUUCUUUCCUUUUCAAAGACAAGUUUGUUACGAGCUUUCCAUCCAUAUAUUCCAGCAAUUUAUCGCAAGGAGCCUCAUUUCACUUCCACCAUUUUGCCUAGUUUGAAUAGUAUCCAUCAUUGUUUGCCACCAGGUGCUGCACUCUUUCUCCUUUUUUCUAGCUCUACAUCGUGUUUUCAGUUGUUGUUGUCGUUGGUACCAAUGGAGAUUCCACUCUCACGAUACCAAUCUUACACAUUGGAUCAAUCCCAAAGCGAUUGCUACUUUUCCGCUUUGGGUUCUUCCGGAUCCAGUUACUUUUCUGGUAAAGGUUUCGUCUUUGGGUGUGGUUUACGUUCAAAGGUGAGGAAUUGGACGAGCCACUUUUCCCUUAUUUGUUGUUGCUCUACUGAAAGUGGCAUUCGGAGGCCUAAAUCUUCGAGAAUACCAUAUCAUGAGAAGGUAGAGCCUGUUUUGGAGGACACUCAGAUGAGGAAACCUUCCUUUGUUGGGCUGUGUAGUGAGAUAGAGAAGCUAGUUCUGUGCAAUAGGUAUAGGGAUGCAAUUGAGUUGUUUGAGAUUUUGGAGCUUGAAGGUGGUGGUAGAUAUGUUGGUGCUAGUACUUACGAUGCUUUGGUGAGUGCUUGUGUUGGUUUGAGAUACAUUAGAGGGGUUAAGAAGGUGUUUAAUCUUAUGAUUAGUAGUGGGUUUGAGCUUGAUUUGUAUAUGAUGAAUAGGAUGUUGUUUAUGCACGUUAGAUGUGGUUUGAUGCGUGAUGCGUGGAAGCUAUUCGAUGAUAUGCCAGAGAGAGAUGAGGUGUCAUGGACAAUGAUGAUUGGUGGGCUUGUGGAUUCUGGGAACAAUGAUGAGGCCUUCAGGUUGUUUUUGUGUAUGUGGGAAGAGUUUAAUGAUGGCAGUCCUCACACUUUUGUCACGAUGAUCAAGGCAGCUGCUGGAUUAGGUCUUAUUCAGGUGGGAAGACAAAUUCAUUCAUGCGCUUUGAAGAUGGAGGUGGGAGAUGAUACUUUUGUGUCUUGUGCACUAAUUGACAUGUACAGCAAGUGUGGUAGCAUCGAUGAUGCCUAUUGUGUUUUUGAUCAAAUGCCAAAGAAGACGACCGUGGCAUGGAAUUCUAUUAUUUCUGGCUAUGCACUUCAUGGCUAUAGUGAGGAGGCUCUUAAUUUGUUUUAUGAGAUGCGCAAUAUUGGUGCUAAACUGGACCAUUUUACUAUUUCAACAGUGAUUAGAAUAUGUACAAGAUUGGCUUCAUUUGAACAUGCAAAACAAGCUCAUGCGGCAUUAGUUCGUCAUGGUUUCGGCACAGAUUUGGUGGCGAACUCAGCACUCGUUGACUUCUACAGCAAAUGGGGUAGGAUGGAAGAUGCUCGACAUGUGUUUGACACAAUGCACCAGAAGAAUAUCAUAUCCUGGAAUGCAUUGAUUGCUGGAUAUGGAAAUCAUGGCCAAGGAGAGGAGGCACUAGAAAUGUUUGAGCAGAUGCUUCGAGAAAGGAUGGUUCCCAACCAUGUCACUUUCCUAGCCGUCUUAUCUGCUUGUAGUUACUCUGGACUAUCAGAACGUGGUUGGGAGAUUUUUCAAUCUAUGAGCAAAGAUCACAAGAUUAAGCCCAGACCAAUGCAUUAUGCAUGCAUGAUUGAGCUAUUAGGUCGAGAGGGUCUGUUGGAUGAGGCUUUAGCACUAAUAAGACUUGCACCUUUCCAACCAACAGCAAAUAUGUGGGCAGCAUUGCUGACAGCAUGUAGAAUGCAUGAGAAUUUUAUUCUUGGGAAGUUGGCAGCAGAAAAACUUUAUGGAAUGGAGCCCGAGAAGAUGUGUAACUAUGUAGUACUUCUAAAUAUAUAUAACACCACUGGAAGAUUGAAGGAAGCUGCUGGUGUGUUACAGACCUUGAAGAGGAAGGGUUUAAGAAUGCUUCAUGCUUGUACCUGGAUUGAAGUUAAAAGACGGCAAAAUGUCUUCCUUUCUGGAGAUAAAUCCCACCCCCAAACAGAAGAGAUAUACCAAAAAGUGGACAAUUUGAUGGAAGAGAUAUCAAGGUAUGGUUACACUGUGGAGGAUGAUGAAGCGCUGCUUCCUGAUGUUGAUGAAGAGGAACAACGUGUUCUGAAAUAUCAUAGUGAAAAGUUAGCAAUUGCUUUUGGACUAAUUAACACCCCGAAUUGGAUGCCUCUACAGAUCAUGCAGGGUCAUCGUAUAUGUCGAGACUGUCAUACUGCAAUUAAGCUUAUAGCCCUGGUGACAGGAAGAGAAAUUGUGGUAAGAGAUGCUAGUAGGUUCCACCAUUUUAGAAAUGGAAGUUGUUCUUGUGGAGAUUAUUGGUGAUGACAAAAUUGUGUCAUUCAAUUCACAAGGACAUAUUACUCACUUCCAUCCUUUCCCUCAAACUAAACCUCAGUUUUGCUAGGAUGCAAUCCUUUAAUUGAUGUAAUUCUUUUUUGAGAUUCUUUAAUAAAAGACCUAUCAUACUUCCAAGAUUUUGCACUGAUUUGUUCUUUUAUGCAGAGGGAUCAGUUUGAACAGUUCCUUUCAUUAUGUGAAAUGUUUUGUUAUUUGACUUCAAGUAGUGCUAUAGUUCUCGCAUACUCUGAGUCCCUAAAAACCUCUGAUAGUAUUCAUAGUACUCACUUGUUUAUGUACACAAUUGCAAAUUGUUUCAAUUUUAGUGGCUCAACAAAACCCCCCUUUUUCUAAUUUAUUUAUGUGAUAACCAUAUUUGAGGUUUAGCAUCAUUAUACAUAACAGGCCUUCAGCUGCAUUUAUCAGUUACUUAUCACCCUCUCAAGUCUCAAGUACAAGAUUUGGAGAGAGGAAAAAACCUUCUGGUCCUUCUAUUAAACGUGGGGGAGUUUUCUUUGUUUUUUUCCAAUUUCUGUGAGAUAGGAACAAGCAUUCACAUAGGGCAUGUCUUGAAUAGUCAAAUUUCACUUCCAAUUGUAGUGCUAUAAAUUAAGGGGUUGGUUUGGUUGCAUUUGUUGUUGUCUGGGUUUGGUGUUUGAUUUUUGAGGAUUCUUAAUGUCUUCUUCUGCUGCAUAUCCUGUCUAUGAGGUUGCAAAGGAUGCAGCUGGAGUCGCAGGGAAUAUCUUUGCUUUUGGGUUGUUUGUAUCUCCCAUACCUACAUUUAGGAGAAUUAUCAGAAAUGGGUCAACUGAAAUGUUCUCAGGAUUGCCGUAUAUUUACUCUCUCAUGAACUGCUUGAUCUGCAUGUGGUAUGGCACACCUCUGAUAUCGACCGAUAUUGGUAAUGACGGUUUAUUCGAUCGGAGCAGUGUUUCAGUUUGUGUACAUAAUUAUCUUCCUUGUGUAUGCUGAGAAAUAAAAAAAGGUGAGAAUGUUUGGACUAUUGCUGGCAGUUAUCGGCGUUUUUGUGAUCAUUUUAGUUGGGAGCUUGCAAGUAAUUGAUAGUCAAACAUGCGAAUCCUGGUUGAAUUCUUGAGCUGUGCUUCCCUCAUUUCAAUGUUUGCCUCACCUUUGUUUAUAAUUAAAUUGGUCAUUCAGACAAAGAGUGUCGAAUUCAUGCCGUUUUAUCUCUCGCUCUCCACCUUCCUAAUGAGCCCCUCCUUUUUGGUUUAUGGAUUGCUCAAUGAGGACCUCUUCAUUUAUGUACCAAAUGGGAUAGGAACUGUUUUCGGAAUCUUGCAGUUGGUAUUAUAUUUCUAUUACGAGAGUAAAUCUAGAGAAGAAUCCGGAGAACCUUUGAUAGUGUCGUAUGCGUGAUUAGUACUUCCGAAAACAAAAGGUAUGGGAAAGUGCAGAUUACUGCAGAAUAAGAUAUCUGGUUUUUGCAAUUUUGUGGGGUUGAUCUGUGAAAAUGGCCAUGCUAAACCUGAUUGAUGCUCAAUUUGGAGAUAGUUUUCCCGAGUUAAUUGCGUUGAUUAUUGAUGAUGAACUCAUGAAGUGCUUCUGUUUCAUAUUCCAAUUAAGAAUUUAGAAAAGUGAUCAUGCAGCAUACUCAUUCAUGAUCUUUUGGUUCCAUCGCUAAGAUUGCCUUUUCUCUAUUUGACUAAGAAUGCAAUUUUUUCAUGAAAUUAGUACAUGAAGUGCUGGCAUUCAGACAAUGAUUCCACCUUGAUCCCUAAACUAUGUUCAUAAUCCCUAACACAUGCUUUAUCUGAUUUCUUACUUGCUUUUUGAUUUCUGAUUUGGCAUUGCUAUAACGUGCCAUUGAUAAAUCAACCUGAAAUAUCAUUCAUCAAUGAGAAUAUGCACUUAGUUUCUUCCCAUCUAAUUAACAAAUGACACCAAAUUAGUCCUUCAAAGACCUUAGGCUUCGUUUGUAUACGGGCACGAACUGAGACAGGGACACGGACAUGGAGACAAUCAUAUUUGACAAAUGAUACAUGAACACGGAUAUUGUGUCUUGAGACACUGAAUUAGUGUAUUUUGUGUCUUCCUUUACAGGAAGGACACAGAAACACCCAUAACAGACAACUUAUUUUUUCAAUUUUUUUUUCAUUAUUCUUCCCUUCUUUGGAAAGACUUGUCCUCUUUAACUGCAAGAAUUUGCGUGGAUGGCAAAGGUCAGAAGAUUUCAACAAGACAAAUGAUACUAACAAUCAUCUGUCACUACCUCCUUUUUGUUGUCUCUCUUUGCAAAUCUGGAAUUAGCCAAAUUUGACUUGCAUGCCCUCUUUUCCAUCCAUUUUCAAGUUGGAGUUAGGACUGUGCAAUGUGUAGCCGAUGAUUGAAACUUGUUUGGUUCAGCAUCCGUCUUCAUCUGUCAGUCCUCUGUCUUUACUCAAGCACUUGGAAAUACGAGAAGAAAUGGACAUAGAAGCAAUGCCAAUGGAAUGUCACAAAACUUGCGACAAGUUUGAUUUGUGUAAAUGGGAAAGAGGAUCAUGAUUAAUAUGGCCUUCACCCUCUACUGAGAAUCUUCUUCACACUUUGUGACGAUUUGAAGGCUUUACUGGAGCUGAUUCACAACCCUUCACUUGCUGAGACAUUUUUUGCUUCAAAGUCCUUGCAUGAAGGCCCUUACUGAUUUACUGGCGCUGUAUCUCAGAUAUUGUGCCUUCUUACUUGCUACACGCCCGGUUAAAACUGAAGAUUGGUCGAGGAUUGCUCACUUCCCAAACACUAUUAUAGCAAAAGCUGCAUCUUCUGAAGGGCUGCAGAAAUUCCCUCCUGUUAAAACCUGCCUACAUAUAUAUGUAAGAUGACCCUGCAGAAAUUUCUAGUGCUUCUGCUGUCAGUGCUAGCUUAUGGAGAUCCAAUACACACGGUUCAACAUCUGGACAUGUGUUGUUGCUGCUAGUAAAGUCGAUUAUCAGUUUGUGAUUUUGACUUUUCAAUUUUGUUGUGUUUAGUUUCAUUCCAAUGCUAUUGUUUGCAGCAGUGGGCAUCAUAGAAACUUGUUUUUAUUUUGUACUGUUGUAAUUGUAAUUGAUGUAUUGAUAUCUGAAGUUGUGCUGCUGUGGUUGGCAGAUACCC